Messenger RNA from Gymnodraco acuticeps, 636 nucleotides. RefSeq lists its product as uncharacterized. The transcript has 7 exons. Lineage: Eukaryota; Metazoa; Chordata; Actinopteri; Perciformes; Bathydraconidae. The coding region runs from base 1 to 636 and encodes 211 amino acids. The record is from RefSeq and is a predicted model, not a curated record.
AUGAGCCUGUCGUUGGACAAGGCUUUAGCAGUGGGAAACCAGCUUGAGGUGGAGGCCUAUCAUGUGGAUACAGCAUGGAGUCUGACCCGUGGGGGUAACACCAGAAUCUACACCUCCCUGAUGGGCUGCUUUGUGGACAACAAGGAUGAUGCUACAUUUAACGUUGGCUUGAGACUCCAGAUGUACGGCGAGAAUCCAUCAGACGUGGUCAGUCAUGAUGUGUCUCAGACUUGCAUCUACACUCGCUGGGCCUCCAGGGAGCUCCUCUGCGACAGGAACUACAUGGAAGUUUCGCACCACAUGGCUAACCUUGAUGCUGAAGCUAAGGGUCAGACUCGGGAUGGUAAAGACGAGAAGCUCAACGCCAAUCUUGAAGCCUCUGGUGCAUCACAAGGUAUCUGGAAGAUCACGUUUUACACCCCAGAACCAGUGGCCAUGGUGUUGCAAGAGGCUGAACAAGCCGGCUACGCUGCCAAAACUACCUCUAGUCGCCCUGGUUAUGCGAAGCCCGUGGCUGGAGUCCCCAUGGAAGUUUUCAGGGUGAGCGCUUACUACAUGGCACCACAGGGUCUGAAUGUAGUGAACUUGGCAGCUGCUUGUCCCAAAGGUGGUGUCCUCUUCACACCGAGGAUAUGA